UCAACAACACUAUGUCCUUGUAGGGUUUAGGGUUUAUGAUUCAGCAAUUUCUGAGACAGAGUUUGGGAACGAACCCGAAUCAAGCUGAAGUAAACUUGAUUGGAUGCGGUGGUCGAUUGCGACUUCGAUUGCUUCAACGGCUAAAGGGUUUCUUCAUCUUCAUCGUCAUUUUCUGAAGAACAGUGAUCCUGGGUUUGCUCUUGCUCUUGCUCCGUCUUCCUCGAGACUUUGCCGUUUCCGUCUCUGGGUACGAGCUUUCUCUGGUUCUACUACUGAUUACAAAGUCGUAUUGAGAAGUGGGCUUCACAAUCUUGACUGCGAAGAUGCGUUUAAUUUGUUCGUGCUCAUGGUUGAGUCUUACCCUCUUCCUUCCAUUGUUGAGUUCAAUAAAGUAUUGACUGCUAUUGCCAAGAUGAAGAGAUAUGAUGUUGUAAUCACUCUCUGGAAUUGUGUUGAGAACACAGAACAUUUGGAGAUUUCACCUGAUCUUUAUACUUGCAACAUUUUAGUGAAUUGUUUCUGCCGCUGCUUACAACCAUCUAUGGCUUUAUCUUAUCUUGGGAAAAUGAUGAAACUUGGUAUUGAGCCUGACAUUGUAACGGCUAGCUCCCUGGUUAAUGGGUUCUGUCUCAGGAAUAGUAUUAGCGAUGCUGUUUAUGUGGCUGAACAAAUGGAGGAAAUGGGAAUUAAACGUGAUGUUGUAGUCGACACCAUACUCAUUGAUACUCUUUGUAAAAAGAGACUUGUGGAUAGCGCGCUGGAGCUUUUCAAACGUAUGAAAAACAGAGGAAUUGAACCCAACGUUGUUACCUACAGCUCUCUCAUUACUGGUCUUUGUAAUGCCGGUAGAUUGACUGACGCCGAGGGACUACUGCUCGAAAUGGACUCCAGGGAUAUCUACCCUAAUGUUAUCACUUUCACCGCAUUAAUCCAUGCUUAUGUGAGAUGUCGGCAGCUUUUGAAGGCUGAUGGUGUGUGCGAGAAGAUGAUCCAAAUGUCUAUAGAUCCUAAUGUUUUCACUUACAGUUCACUUAUCAAUGCGCAUUGCAUGGAUGGUCGGGUAGAUGAGGCUAGAAAAAUGCUUGACUCGAUGAUAAGCAAUGGGUGCACUCCAAAUGUAGUCACUUACAGUACUCUUGCAAAUGGGUUUUUCAAGUCGGCGAGGCUACGUGAUGGGAUUAACCUUUUAUACGAGAUGUCUCAAAGAGGUGUGGCUGAAAACACAGUCUCUUGCAACACUCUUAUCCAGGGUUAUUUUCAAGCGGGGGAGAUAGAUCUCGCUCUAGGCGUUUUUGGGAAGAUGGCUUCUAUUGGUCUGCCUCCCAAUAUUAGGAGCUGCAACAUUGUGUUAGCUGGUCUGUUUGCUAAUGGGGAGGUAGGGAAAGCAUUGAAAACAUUCCAACAUAUGGAAAAUACUAGAAGUGAUCUUGAUAUUAUUACCUAUACUAUCAUGAUUCAUGGGAUGUGCAAGGCUUGUAUGGUGGAACAAGCAUAUGAUUUGUUCUGUACGCUCAAGUUCAAAGGAGUUGAGCCUGAUUUUGCCGCGUACACGACAAUGAUCUCGGGAUUGAAUAGGGGCGGCAUGAGGACUAAAGCAAAUGCGCUGAAUAGAUUUUUUGAAAAGGCACGCGCAGUGAAACGAAAGCGCAUCAGCUGAAGUAUCAUAGGGGCUUUUUCUUGAGAGACAUUUACGGACUCAGGGCUCCCUCUUAUCGGAUGCCUGCUCCUGGAAAGAAGAACACAAAUCUUUGUGAUGGAAGCCAGUGUAUCAAAGAAUACAACAAUGGGGCCAGAAAAUUCAAAAGCAAAGUUGAACAAUGAGCUGAACAGAAUCCGAAUCCGGCUGGUGUUUUCAAAUCCACAUGACAUGGUCUUAGAAUCAUGAAAUAUCAUGAAGUAUUUGGUUUCCACACUGCAACUGGAUACUAGGAGAUGAGCUACCUGGAUUGCAGAUUGAACCCUUUCACAUGUUCGGAUGCAAGCAACAAUGUAUUUUGGGACUCGUCGUAUGUAGCCCAUACCACAAACAUGUUCCUUAACAUGCUACAUUCUUUCUUCUACUAACUUAACGCUGUUUCUGUGUUGUAUUUCUUACAAAAAUACUUAAACUAAUGAUCACUCAGGUUGCUUGAUGUAUUAUUUGUUACAAGCUUCCAUAAUGUUGUAACAAAACCAAUGUUUCCCCACUAUAUCGUGGAUGUGUAACAAAACCAAUGCUCUUUUAA
Messenger RNA from Camelina sativa (false flax), 2225 nucleotides. NCBI's taxonomy places the organism in Eukaryota, Viridiplantae, Streptophyta, Magnoliopsida, Brassicales, Brassicaceae. The record is from RefSeq and is a predicted model, not a curated record.